Molecule: messenger RNA, 4125 nt
Organism: Brachypodium distachyon (stiff brome)
Lineage: Eukaryota; Viridiplantae; Streptophyta; Magnoliopsida; Poales; Poaceae
Product: protein FAR1-RELATED SEQUENCE 5
Exons: 3
Coding region: 620-3313 (897 amino acids)
Biological process (GO): regulation of DNA-templated transcription
Molecular function (GO): zinc ion binding
Source: RefSeq, a predicted model, not a curated record
UAGGAUAACAUGAGUAAGGGAAAGAUGACUCAUUUUUCCCAUCACAAACAAGCAUAUCUGAGGCUGAAGUAGAGUCAGGUCCUUCAACUAGAGUAAGCGAUAAAUUUCUAAUUUCAUCAAUUGUCUUGCAAAAAUUCCUGGCACCGCCCCUCCAAAUUUUAUCAAUUAUCUUGCAAAAUUUUUAGCCGAAGCUAUUUUGGCCGGGGCGUGAGCAAUUCCUGGCUCCGCCCCUUGGCUGCAUGGUAGUAGCCGCCGUCCUAUAAAACAAGGCGUAGGGAAUAACAGUACCCUCUCAAUCCUCGUCCUUUGUUUCAUCACGAGGAUUCUCCUAAUACCAUUUAUUUCAUUUCGCCUUACUUUUGUAGACGUCCUUCUAACCUUACUUCGCCAAUAAACAUUUCCUCUUUUGUCCUGUUUUGUUUGCUUCAUUUGUUGCAUAUGGGGUGCAUUGGACUAAAUAAUUGAAAGAUUGAUUGGUAAACCGAUGCUACAUUUGUUGACCCUGCUUCUUCCAUUUCUUCAACCAGUGUCGUAGAGGGGGGCUGGCAUUUACAGGAAGCUUAAUUCUGUCUAUUUGGUGGACUUUGUGUGCCUGAUGUAUACAUGCAUGUAGAACAAAAUGUCUAGCAACAGCAGCGGCAGUGCAAAGGAGAAGGGUCUCCAGAUUUUUACACCGCUUGUGAAACCUCCCUUUGCCCAGAGUUUCAGGCCUGUUCAUGCUUUAGGCAGUCCCACUACUGACCUGAGAUUAUCACAACAAUCUUGGCCUGGCAAUGUAGCCCUGCAUCCAUGCACACCAUGGCCUGGCAACCCUGCAAAUCCACAGCAAAACGGGGAACUGGUGGCAGAUGUGGUGGCAGCCGAUGUAAAUCCUGUGAUUGAUAACUGUGAUGACAAGAUGUUGCCGAAGGUAGAUAUGCUAUUUGAUGGUGAGAAUGAGGCUUAUGAGUUCUACAAUGCAUAUGCGGAGAAUGUGGGCUUCUUUGUUCGGAGAUCAACACUCUGGACAACAUCAAAGAACAUCAUUACUAGGAGGACAUUUGUUUGCUCAAGAGAAGGUUUUCGGGAGAAGAAAAAGGGCACAAAGGAAUCAAAGUGCCCACGGCCUGAAACAAGAAUUGGUUGCCCAGCAGGCUUGACCAUCAGGCUUACUGCCAAUGGCAAGUACCGCUUGACAGAAUUUGUACCAAACCAUAACCAUCAGCUAGCAACAGCUUCAAUGAUUCAGAUGCUGAAGGAAAAGAAAAUCAGGCGUAAAGCACGGGCUGUGAGAGAAAAUCUGGUGGACGAUACUGUGAGAACACCAGAAUUUGAGAAUGAAGAUGAGGCAUAUGAAUUUUACAGCAUGUAUGCAGGGAAAAUUGGAUUUAACAUAAGAAGGGCAAGCAUGACAGUGAAUGCUGAAAAUGUUAUCACUAGACGGAUGUUCGUUUGUUCAAAAGAAGGGUUCCGCGAGAAGAAAAAAGGAGGGGCAUAUAGAGUAAAGAAGCCUCGUCCAGAGACCCGAACUGGUUGUCCAGCGUGUAUGGUAAUCCGACUUGCAUCUGAUGUCAAAUAUCAUGUGACUGAGUUUGUUACCUUCCAUAAUCACCAGCUUGGUGCAGCAGCAGCAUCUGAUCUUGUGAUGGCAUCCCAAAGUACUGGAAAUGGUCAAGAAAAUGGAGUUGAUCUGGCUGAUAUAUCACCCGAUGAUUCUAUCGACGAGCAAAAUCUUAUGAAAGACUAUGUCACUUCAAACUGUCUAGGAGGUAGAAGUCAGAAAAGGUAUAAGUGUAAAGUUCCUCACCAUGGUGAUGUAGGUGCUACUCUUGAGUACCUACAAAAGAUGCAACAUGAUAAUCCUUCAUUCUUCUAUGCAGUAAAAUCUGAUGGGGAUGGGAACUUGACAAAUUUUGUCUGGGUAGAUUCAAAGUCCAUCAUGGACUUUGUCCACUUUGGUGAUGUAGUAUGCCUUGACUCAGGGUAUGCAGUUCAAGGCUACGGUAGGCCAGUUGCUUUGUUUAUAGGCCUGAAUCAUCAUAAGCAAACUGUCAUCUUUGGUGCUGCAUUGCUUUAUGAUGAAAGUUUUGAAGCUUUCAGAUGGUUAUUUGAUACAUUUAAGAUGGCAAUGAAUGGUACCCAUCCCAAAACAUUGUUAACUGAUAGAUCUUCUGUGAUAAGUGAAGCUGUUGCAGCAAGUUGGCCUGCGACAGCACAUCGUUAUUGUGUGUGGCAAAUUUACCAAAAUGCUCUUCAGCAGUUGAGUCAUGCAUUUCAUGGGUCAAGAACUUUAGAAUACGACUUCAAGAGAUGCCUAUUUGAUUGUGAAGAUGAAGCUGAGUUUUUGGCAGCAUGGAGAGAAAUGCUGGAAAAAUAUGACCUAGAAGAUAAUCAAUGGCUAAAAGACUUGUUUGCUCUUAAGGAGAAAUGGGCAUUACCAUAUGGUCGUAGGGCAUUUUAUGCUGAUAUGAAAAGCGUCCAGCAGAAGGAGAACUUGAGUCAUGAGCUUAAAAAACAUCUAUCCCUAGAAUGUGACCUUUUGAGUUUCUUUGUGCAGUUCGAAAGAUUAUUAUGCGAUCGUCGGAUUGCAGAACUGCAAGCUGAUGUGGGUGCCAGUCACAGUACGAAGAAGCCACCUUCAAUGCGAAUAUUAAGGCAAGCUGCUAAUAUAUAUACACAUGCUGCUUAUAAAAUGUUUGAAAGGGAGUUUGAGUUGUACAUGGAUUGCAUGCUCUACAACUGUGGUGAGAUGGGCACAAUUGCUGAGUAUAGGAUAAGUGUUGAGGACAAUCCAAAAGAUCAUUUUGUUAAAUUUGAUUCAUUAAAUUCCAUGGCAAGUUGUAGUUGCAAGGGGUUUGAGUUUGUAGGUGUUCCAUGUCGACAUAUCCUUAAGGUACUUGACACUAAGAAUAUCAAGGACCUCCCUCCCCAGUACAUCUUGAAAAGGUGGAGGAAGGAUGCCAAAUCAGGAUCUUCAAAUGGUGGUUAUGCAUACCCAUUUGACGGCGAUCCUCAGUUGGCUCUGACAAAGCGUCACACUCUGUUGUGUCGAUUAUUCAGUAUAGCAGCAGCUAGAGCUGCGAUCUCUGCUGAAUCAUUUGCAUACAUGGAAAACCAGUCAGGCAUACUUCUGGAUCAAGUGGAACAAGUUCUACAAAACAGCCCCCUUGACAUAGCUGCUGGUAUUGGUGCUAGUUGUGUUCGUACUCAAAAUCCAGUUGAAAGUAUGGUCACGGCAGAUCUACACAGUCAUACUAAUUUUAUCGAUGGCUCUACUGAUGGUUCUCUAACCUUUCCCUUCACAACGGGAGCUGGUACAUUGGAUUACCUCUAGAAAGGUAAAGAAUUAAUUGCUAUAAGUAUUCGACAUAAUAAGUGAACUGAUCUUUUACCAUGCCAAGAUCUUAGGACCGAGAUCCAGUGUGCCAGAGCAAAGGCACGGCGUGCCCUGCACCCCACUAUCCACCGUCAAAUUCAACCCGACUGCUAGCAGCUCAUGGGGCCGGAUGAGUCAGCUACGAGCCUACACGAGCCCAACGGAGGGAGCAGUCACGGGAAAAAAAAGCUUCGCAGGCGAAAUUGCGGGCUGCGCGGCUCUCCCGACGCCGCUGCCGCGUUGGAGGAGAGCAAGCUCCGCCGCCCGCCACUGUCUUCUCCGCCCCCAAUCUGAUGGCCUCCUCUGCCGGCCCUGCCCAGCUCCGCCGGCCUCCAUCGGCCCCGCUCCGCCGGCCUCCUCUGUCCCACUCCGGCUCCUCCGCCCUGCACAGGCGGCUCCGCUGCGCUGCGACCCCUCCUCCUGUAGCCGCAGCCAGCAUCUCCCCCCUCCUGUAGCAGGUGGCCAUUGACUGCCUGGCCGCCCUCUGCCUGAAGCUUUCAUGAUUGUUUAUUACUCCCUCCGGCCGGAAUUACUUGUUACUGAUUUAGUGCAACUUUGUAUUAAAUUUGGGAUGAGUAAUAUGGGUCGGAGGGAGUACCAUUCUUGCAUCCCCAUCUGCCUGUAGCUGCAUGUUGCAAUAUUUGAGUGCUAAGAACACUACAGAUAUUUCAGUGCUUAGUGCUUCAAAAUUUCAAUUGUUCAGACCGUGUCCAGCUUUUGGCUGUAUGUUUUGUCCUUGCAAAAUUUCAGUUGUUUAGAUUUGACUUGUU